GGGACUAAAUUAAAUUCUGCAGUUUUUGUCUAACAGCAAUAAGUAAAAGUGAAACUAAAGUACAGAAUAAGCAGAAGUCAUUACUGAGCUCAGAACAGACUGAGACAAAAUGGCGUCUGGAUCUUCUCUCCUGGAAGAGGAGCUCUCCUGUCCUAUGUGCUCUGAAAUCUUCAGGGAUCCUGUUCUCCUGAGUUGCAGUCACAGCUUCUGUAAGGCCUGUCUGCAGCAGUCCUGGGAACAGAAGGAAUCUCGGGAGUGCCCAGUGUGCAGGAGAAGAUCUUCAAGGGAACUACCUCCCAUCAGUCUAUCUCUGAGGAAUGCCUGUGAGGCGUUUUUGAAGGAGAGAAGUCAGAGAGCUAAAGCAGGAUCUGAAGUGCUCUGCAGUCUGCACAGUGAGAAACUCAAACUCUUCUGUUUGGUGGAUCAAAUACCCGUCUGUGUGAUCUGCCAAUCUUCAAAAAAACAUGCAAACCACGAACUGCUACCAGUUCAGGAGGCUGCAGAAGAUUAUAAGGAGAAACUCAGGACUGCACUGGCUCCACUGCAGGAGAAGCUAAAAGCCUUUAAUGCAGUGAAACUAAUCUGUGAUAAAACUGCAGCGCACAUCAAGAGCCAGGCCCAGCACACAGAGAGACAGAUAAAGAUGGAGUUUGAGAAACUUCAGCAGUUCCUAAAAGAUGAAGAGGCAGCCAGGAUCACUGCACUGAGGGAGGAAGAGAUGCAGAAGAGUCAGAUGAUGAAGGAGAAGAUUAAGAAGAUGACAGAAGAGAUAUCAUCCCUUUCAGAACAAAUCAUAGCCAUAGAACCGGAGCUGGGAGCUGAAGACGUCUCAUUCCUGCAGGUAAGACCUGUUCACUCUGUGUCUGCAGGACUCUAUACAAACUGCUGUUAAUGCUCACACACAUUCAUUUAUAGAAUAUUAAUAAUAUUCUUGCAUUUAUAUAGCGCCUUUCCAAAUGCUCAAAGUGCUUUACAGUGAGGGAGAACU
This is a messenger RNA of Anguilla anguilla (European eel), 988 nucleotides long. RefSeq names its product tripartite motif-containing protein 35-like. Lineage: Eukaryota; Metazoa; Chordata; Actinopteri; Anguilliformes; Anguillidae. The record is from RefSeq and is a predicted model, not a curated record. Gene Ontology annotation, molecular function: zinc ion binding. The transcript is spliced from 3 exons. Bases 110 to 892 code for a protein of 260 amino acids.